Messenger RNA from Photinus pyralis (common eastern firefly), 2643 nucleotides. Its product is annotated as zinc finger protein 99-like. Gene Ontology annotation, cellular component: nucleus. The transcript has 2 exons. Bases 119 to 1663 code for a protein of 514 amino acids. The record is from RefSeq and is a predicted model, not a curated record. Gene Ontology annotation, biological process: regulation of transcription by RNA polymerase II. NCBI's taxonomy places the organism in Eukaryota, Metazoa, Arthropoda, Insecta, Coleoptera, Lampyridae. Gene Ontology annotation, molecular function: RNA polymerase II transcription regulatory region sequence-specific DNA binding; DNA-binding transcription factor activity, RNA polymerase II-specific.
UAGCCACAGUCGAAAUUGACUUGACAGUUGACACUUGACACCUUUUCUUUUCUCUUGGACGAAUACCUUGUUCCAAGUGGCAAAUGCCUGAAGAACGUUCCUUUGGAUUCAUUAAACGAUGUUUGCCAAUGUCAAAGUUGAACCGAAACAAGAGCAAGAAACUAAGGAAUUUGUUGACGAGGUUUGCCCUAGCGAUGCAACGGUAAAGCAAGAAACGUACUCGUUGUCGAUUGGUGCGGACUGGGAAGAUAAAAAGGAAUUCGUGCAGGAAGAUGUCGAUGCUAAGGAAAUAUCGACAGACUUUGAAACAAGCGAGACUAAAUGUGCCCAGUGUGAUUACACAACGGAUGUUAAUUCUGAUUUGGACUUGCAUCUAUUGGCACACAAAAUAUCGACCGUUUUAAAAUGUGUGCUGUGCGAUUUUGCAACAGACAAUGACACUGAUUUCAACAUCCACGUGUUAUCGCACAAAGUUUCAAAGGACUUCAAAUGUACCCAAUGUGAUUACGCAACCAGUAACGGUUAUCAUUUAAAAACACACCUGCUGACACACGAAGCCGUCACAAAUUUUAAAUGUGCUCUAUGUCAUUACGCAACCUGUAAUAAAAGGUGUUUUUCAAUACAUCUGUUAACGCAUAAAACCACCAAGGAUUUAAAAUGUGCCCAUUGUAGUUAUGCGACAAAUAUUAAAGCCGACUUGAGAAAACAUCUCCGAGUACACAAGACUUUUAAGGAUUUCAAGUGUACGCAGUGUGAGUACACUUCCAAUAUUAAAUCCAACUUCAAAACGCAUAUGUUAAAGCAUACAGCGUCUCAGCAUUUAAAAUGUGCACACUGUAAUUAUGCAACCAAUAAUAAGACCAAUUAUAAAUCGCAUCUGUUAACCCACAAGAUUUCCAAGGAUCUGAAAUGUAACCAGUGUGGUUAUGCAACCAAUAACAAGUACCAUUUCAAAACUCAUGUGGUAGCUCAUACGGCUUCCAAAGAUCUGAAAUGCGCACAGUGUGGAUACGCAACGAGUAAUAAAUCAUGUUUUAAAACACAUCUGCUGACACAUAGGACUUUCAAGGCUUUAAAAUGUGCCCACUGCGAUCAUGCAACGAACAUUAAAGGCGAUCUCAAAAAACAUCUUUUAAUACACAAAACUUCCAAGGAUUUCAAAUGUGCACAGUGCGGAUAUACAACGAAUAAUAAAUCCUACUUUAAAUCACAUCUGUUAUCGCACACAAAUUAUAAGGGCUUGGAAUGCGACCAUUGCAAUUACGCGACCAACAAUCGAUCCAAUUUCAGAGCGCACCAGCUGACGCAUCAGACGUCCAAGGAUUUGAAAUGUGACCUGUGCGAUUACGCGACCAAUUCGAAAUCCUACAUUAAAAUUCAUAAGUUAACGCACAAGAGCGUGAAGGAACUGAAAUGUGUCCAAUGCGAUUAUGCAACAAAUAUCAAACGCGACCUCAAUCGACAUCUCUUAGUGCAUAAGGCCUCGAAGGAUUUAAAGUGCCAUCAGUGCUGGUACGCGACCAAUAACAAGUACAAUUUGAGAAUGCAUCUUUUAACGCACACGACCUCCAAGGAUUUCAAAUGUGAACUGUGCGAUUACACGGCGAAGACCAAAUACGCGAUCAAACGACAUCUCCCGACACACAGAGAAUUGUACGUAUAAUUGCUCAUCAGCGAACUGGAUGUUGUUGAGUGUGACACUGCCAUUCUCAUUUGAAGCCCGAACGAGGGUGUUCGUACCUAUUUGGUGUAGAAGUAAUUUUUUGAGUGUUAUACUAGAAUUAUCGACACCUAAUCUACUCCUAUUUAUUAUUAGUCAUAAGCAAUUAGUGUGUAAUCUAUAGGCAACAAGUUUUUCCUUUUCACCCUUCCAGUAGAAAUGGCGUUGAGGCAAUGGUAAUUGGGUAUAUGCAUAUUUUUUGUUCUCAUGAUGCUUUAACAUAAAAUGCCUGUCUGCUGUUUUAAUUGUGGGUGAUCUAGAUUAGAACAAAAUAGAGUAAAGUGUAGUAUGUACCUGCUGUUUUUGUGAUCUCAUAUUUUAGUGUCGAAAACUCGCCAAUGAAAUUUUUUGUUUAUUAUACCUGAAUCGCAAUAUCCGUUUUGAACACUCAAAUGACUGCGAGGUCGGACCUUUGAGACGCUAGGGCUUUAAUUCAUUCAUCCAUUUCCAAAGACUUUCCAUAUUCUUUGCUUUACUGGAGUUUGUAGGUAGCGACUUUUCUUCUGCUUCUGCAACAUACCACUAAAUUUUCAAUUAAAUUCAUUUUAACUUAAUCACAAAUGUAUUCGAGUAGAAAGUCGAUAAGAUCUUAUUUUAUUUCUCUUAUAUUUAAAUUAUAUUGCAGGUAUAAUAAAAAAUCCUAUAAGAAACUCGUGCAUAACUGGUCUUUAAAGCGCUUCAAAAUUUCCAUACACAAACCACACCAAGAAUUUGGUUUUGUGGUUUUGAAGGUAUAAAAAAACACUGUAGUAGGCAUUUUGUUGAAAUAAGUUGACCUGCACAAACUUACCAAUAUUGGAAAUUUUUUUAAGCCCAGGAGUAUAAAACGGGUGGUCUCGGACCACCCUGUGUAAUUGACAAACAGGUAUGAUUUUAUUAUUUAGGAAUAAAACACGCAAUUGAAUAAAAUUUUUAUAAAUAUA